Molecule: messenger RNA, 1229 nt
Organism: Drosophila virilis
Lineage: Eukaryota; Metazoa; Arthropoda; Insecta; Diptera; Drosophilidae
Product: josephin-like protein
Biological process (GO): protein deubiquitination
Molecular function (GO): cysteine-type deubiquitinase activity
Source: RefSeq, a predicted model, not a curated record
AAAUUUAGGUAAAAUUGUUUUACAAUAACUCUUAUGAUUAAGAACUUUAAUUUGUUAACUUAAUUGAACCAGAAAAUUAGAUUGAUUGUCGUAUCGUGUAAACUUUUAGCACGUGCAAGUAUGUGUGUACAAUACACAGACAUACACAAUUAAACAUAUUGACAACAACAAAGUAAAAACUAACUAACUGAAUAUAAUAAACUGCGAUUAACAAAAAUAUCUAUGCCAACAUCACCUGUUUACCACGAAAAGCAAACGAGGCAACUAUGUGCCUUACACGCACUCAACAAUCUCUUCCAAGGUGAUCAAUCCUACACUAAGGAAGAAUUGGACGAUAUUUGCUGCAAUCUGAGCCCAAAUGUUUGGAUAAAUCCACACCGUUCUGUGCUGGGACUUGGAAACUACGAUAUCAAUGUCAUUAUGACCGCGUUGCAGAGGCGAAACUGCGAAGCAAUUUGGUUUGAUAAGAGAAAAGACCCUUCGAUAAUUGACUUGGAUUCCAUUGUUGGCUUUAUACUGAACAUUCCAUCUGAUUAUAAAUUCGGAAUUAUAACACUGCCUUUGCGGAGACGGCAUUGGAUAGCUGUGCGUCGCAUCGAUGACCUUUACUACAACUUGGACUCCAAGUUGCAACAGCCGGAACUUCUUGGAAACGAGGCGGACAUGCUUCAAUUCCUACGGGAACAACUUUCCGAGGAGGGACAACAACGUGAGCUCUUUCUGGUACUUCAACGGAAAAGUGAGGAUGAUAAUGCUCAGCGUUGGAUAAAACAGUCUUCUGUUAAUGCCGUUUGACCAGGAUAAGGAUAAUGUUUAAAUUCUAGUCAAUAUAUUAUUUUUAACGCAUCAAUUACCCAAAUUUUCAAUGUACGUGUAUAAGUACCUAAUGAAAAUUUACUGUGUGACAGAGUAAACAAAAUUGGGUCAAUUUAAAUGUAAAUAGCAACGGUUAAAUUUUGUAUCUAAAGAGCUGACCUGAAGUCAAUUUCCAUCGAAAUUUUAAUCUAAGUACAGGUUUAAUUAGCCGUAAAACUUUUUGUAAUUUCAAUUAAUGUUUAAACCGCAAGAUCAAAUUGCUAUAUGGUGAAUGUUCAUGAUAUUGGGAAGCUUUGCAUGUGUAUAAUGAUAAUUGUUUGUUUAAAACCAGGGCGCCUUAAUCUGAUCCUAAGCAUCCACUAGUCAAACACAUGUUAAAACACAGUUUAUCCAAAUAUAUGUCGGUACAAGUA